Molecule: messenger RNA, 3149 nt
Organism: Mercenaria mercenaria
Lineage: Eukaryota; Metazoa; Mollusca; Bivalvia; Venerida; Veneridae
Exons: 7
Coding region: 115-1152 (345 amino acids)
Source: RefSeq, a predicted model, not a curated record
UUGGUUCCCUUUUGUAAACCAUUCAAGUAAACACAUUUGGAAAUGUUCGGAUUUUAACAUAGAGAAAGAAGGACUUUGACCACUUUGCACACACAAAUUUCUUUUAGUGUUUUUAUGCAAAUUUUGGUCAUGGCAUCAGAUGAAGCCUUACGAAACGGAGUGAGAGCAAACCUUUCAGCAUGGAUACAGAAACUGGAGUGUGGAGGAGAUCUAGAGAAACAGGCUUUCUUCAAGAAGAAGUUUAUCCAAAGGCUUAGAGAUUCUCCUGUUGCCAUAGAGACUGAAAAAGCUAAUGAGCAACAUUAUGAAGUACCAUCAGAAUUUUUCUUAACGGUUCUGGGCAAGAGGUUGAAAUACAGUGGUUGCAGUUGGCCAGCAGGCGUUAACACACUGGAAGAAGCUGAAGAUUUAUCUUUAAAAGAAAUAUGUGAAAGAGCAGGUGUACAAGAUGGACAAACAGUUCUGGAUCUUGGUUGUGGUUGGGGAUCACUAUCACUGUAUAUCUGUGAGAAGUUUCCUAGAUGUAUUGUCACCUGCGUAUCAAACUCCAACACACAAAGACAACUGAUACAAGAUCGAGCUUUAGAACGAGGUUACCAGGGGCGACUCGAGUGCAUCACAGCAGAUGCAAAUGUUUUCACGACAGCAAAAAGAUUUGAUAGGAUAAUUUCCAUAGAAAUGUUUGAGCAUAUGAAGAAUUAUGAAAUCUUGAUGCAAAGAGUCUCUUCAUGGUUGAAACCCUCUGGGAAACUGUUUAUACAAGUGUUGUGUCAUAAACUUCACCCAUACGCCUUUGAUACAAAGCCAGGGUCCGACACAGAGUGGAUGGCGAAAAACUUCUUCACGGGUGGAACAAUGCCUUCAGUAGACCUGUAUUUGUAUUUUCAGAAUGGAGUGAGGAUAGAAGAUUACUGGAUUAUCAAUGGGAAACAUUACAGUAAGACGUUAGAGGCGUGGUUAGAAAGACUGGAUCAAAACAAGGACAAAGUGAUGCAGAUUCUACAAAAAGCUUACGGCAAAGAUGCUGACCAGCAACUGUUCAACUGGAGACUGUUUUUCAUAUUUUGUUCUGAAGUGUUUGGUUACUCAGAUGGCAAUGAGUGGAUAGUUUCCCAGCACUUGUUUAGAAAAAACCAAUUAAGCUCAUUAUAAUAGUAUAAUAUAUUUUUAGCUUCUUUAUUUAUUCCAGAACAUAUUGUGAAUUCAAAUUGCCUGCAUUUGCCUGUAAAAAAAUGUCACAAUGCUGUCUCAGCAUCGAUUAGCAAUUUGUUAAUUUGUUCACAGAGUUGCCAAGUGGACUGUAGUAAUUGUUCCCGAGCUUAUAAUAAUUGGGAUGUCCUAGGUACAUAUUUCUGGUGCUAACUUUAGAUGAUAAGUUCUAUUUGUUUUGUAAAAAUAAAGUUGAUAUAUAAUUAAUUACAUACAAGCAGAAUUUAAAGUCUCAAAAGUUAUUGGUGUUUUUAUCAAAAAGUAGCUCAGUAUGUAUGAUGAAACCUUAUAUUCUGUUUUACAUACUGUGAAAUCAUUAAUAUUCGUAGGGGACUAAUUUUCGUGGUUGAGUCAAUCCACGAAAUUUAAUCCCAACGAACAAGUAAAAUUCACAUUCAUUUUAUGUUCAAAAGUUGAAAUCCACGAAUUCAUAUCCCCACGAAAUUGCCGUUUUGACCAAAACCACUUUAUAAACCCUUUGUACAUUUUAGCUCAAAAGAUUCAUCAAACGUAUUUCGCUACCUCAAAAAAGUAUUCGUGUUGCAUUGACAAAAUAUUACUGUGAUAAAAUUAAUAUUUAUAAAAUUUCUGUAUCAUAAGAAAAGGAAAUGUUAUGAAUAUAUGUUUAAAGAACAUUGUUUUCCUCAUGUGUUUUAUCUUUUGUGAGGCUCAUUUGAGAGGAGUCUUAGUUCAGAUGUAUAUGAUUUGACUGUACCGGAGGGCUCGCCAGGUUAGCUGAUAUCUUCUUGUCUGUACUAAACUGGAUUUGGAAUUACUGGUCUUUAUGCACUUUUUAAAAGAUAUCCAAUGGCCAUGGUUCACUGAAAUGUUUUAUUUUCAGGUAUUCACUUCAAAUGUAGAAAAUUGUUUUCAAAUGUACAUAGAGUUACAUUCAUAACUAAAUUUCAUACAGCAACAGUCAAUUGUUAAAAAGAUUUCCAUUUGUGCACAUUUAUAGUGUGUGUUAGUUAUACAUGAAUACAAAUGAAUAUGUACUAUUUUGAACCUAGCGCAUAGUACUGUAAUACACCUAAACUUGUUAAGUAUGUCUCCCCGCAACAAGGGGAGACAUAUUGUUUUUGCCCUGUCCGUCCGUCACAAUUCAUUUCCGAUCAAUAACUGAAGAACUAUUUGACUUAGAACCUUCAAACUUCGUAGGAUUUAUGGAGUAGGCGACCCCUAUUGUUUUUGGGGGUCAUUCCAUCAAAGGUCAAGGUCAAGGGCCUGAACACAGAAAACCAUUUCCAAUCAAUAACUUGAGAACCACUUGACCCAGAAUGUUUAAACUUCAUACGAUGAUUGGUCAUGCAGAGUAGAUGACCCCUAUUGAUUUUGGGUUACUGUUAAACGUCAAGGUCACUGGAGCCUGAACAUGGAAAACCAUUUCCGAUCAAUAACUUGAGAACCACUUGACCCAGAAUGUUGAAACGUCCUGUUUGACGCCAUAUAACCUAUACUGUGUUGGUGCGCCGUAAAACCCAAAUAAAUAAAUCAUAUGAUGAUUGGUCAUGCAGAGUAGAUGACCCUUAUUAACCGUGACAGCCGGUAGGCGUCCAAAAGCAUGUCUGCUUUCUAAGUCAGAUAGUUUUCAUCCGAUCUUCACCAAACUUGGUGACAGUGUUCGUGGGCAUAGUAUCUCAGCCAAGUUCGAUAACCAGCAAAAUCACUCCAGGCACUCUAAGGUUCUGGGACAAUCUGUGUAUGAAAAGAAUUGGAAACACUGCCUUACCCUUGCAUGAUCGUAAGAGGCGACUAAUAGGGUCUUAACACUUGGUUUUGCAGUAACUCUGUGAUUCCAGCAGGUAUGCAAAUUUUGAUUCCAUACCUCAUGUUUUUAUUUCGAUGUAAAUGAGAUGUGGAACCAAAAUUUGUAGUCCUGUUUGGCACCAUAUAACCUAUACUGUGUUGGUGCGCCGUAAAACCCAAAUAAAUAAAUAAAU